AAGGCGAAUUUGAGCAGCUGCUUUAAACGGCAUUGCAGUGACAGUGUUUCCCUUCAUUGUCUGAAUCCAUCGUACCUGAAAGUUUAAAUUCAUUUGAACUUAUAUCAAACAUGCAGAAAUUGACUUUAUUUCUGGCAUUUGUGGGCCUUAUAUCUGUGUUAAUCGUGAAUGUCGAAUGUGUUUCUCCUCCAAUGUGUGGAGAUGUUUGCAAAGAACCAUGUCCUCAACUGAACUGUAAGUGUGGAACCUACAAGGAUUCUUGUGAUUGCUGCGAUAUCUGCAAAAAGUGCGCUGGUGAAAACUGUAUCGUGAUAGCAGGUGAACUCUGCGAGGAAGGAUAUACUUGUGGUGAUCCUAACAGAUCUCUGUUGGAAAUCUACAACGACCAAAACGUAAAAUGCAUUCCAGAAAAGUCUUAGGUGGCCAAAACUGAAUGAUUCAACGAAGGAUUUGUUUUAUUAUUAUUUUCUAAAAUAAAAAUAUAUGAAAAUCUC
Molecule: messenger RNA, 494 nt
Organism: Argiope bruennichi
Lineage: Eukaryota; Metazoa; Arthropoda; Arachnida; Araneae; Araneidae
Product: 8.6 kDa transglutaminase substrate-like
Exons: 3
Coding region: 111-419 (102 amino acids)
Source: RefSeq, a predicted model, not a curated record